Molecule: messenger RNA, 1227 nt
Organism: Pristis pectinata (smalltooth sawfish)
Lineage: Eukaryota; Metazoa; Chordata; Chondrichthyes; Rhinopristiformes; Pristidae
Gene: mycbp
Product: MYC binding protein
Exons: 5
Coding region: 71-382 (103 amino acids)
Biological process (GO): regulation of DNA-templated transcription
Cellular component (GO): nucleus
Molecular function (GO): transcription coactivator activity
Source: RefSeq, a predicted model, not a curated record
CAUGGGAACGUUGACUGGCGGAGCGGCGCCUGCGCCUCGGACGCGGUGACGUUCCCGGCGGGGGAGGAAGAUGGCGCAUUACCGGGCUGGGGAUUCCCGAAGAGAACAAUUUCGAAGAUAUUUAGAAAAAGGUGGAGUGUUGGAUGCCCUUACAAAAGUCUUGGUUGCUCUCUAUGAGGAGCCGGAGAAGCCCAACAAUGCAAUGGAUUUCUUGAAACAGCAUUUAGGAACAGCAGGCCCUGAGACUGCAGAUGUGGAAACACUACGACUUGAGGUGACAGAACUGAGGCAGAAAUACGAGGCCCUACUGGAGGAAAAUAAGGAAUUAAAAGCUAAGCUGGCACAGUUCGAGCCCCCCAAAGAGGAAGGGCAACCUGAAUAAAUCAAGUCAAUCUGCAUCGUUAGGAGAAUGGAUGAGAGGAAUCUGAGAGAGCACCUGACAAAUUGUAUUGAGUUUGGAGAAUUGAUGUAUACUGUGGAAGAAAAAGUAUUUGGCAGCCAGUCUUUCAGGUUGCACACUGCAAAUGUAUCACCACUUUCACCUGACUAUAUUCGGUGAUGCUGUUGGCUUCUCUGAGCAGAAUUUUGGUCUAUACUCAAUAGUGGGACAAAUAAAUUAUGUUUAACUUAAAUUAAUGCACCAUUAAAACCUGUAGAAGUGGCCAUUAAAAUGCAAGAUGAAUUUCAAACGCUUUCAUGACUAUUGAUGGAACUAUUUUAAACUUUAUGAUUGGCAGUUUGUCACCAGAAAGGCAUUUGACACAGUUUUCUCUUUGAGCAAGCAAGUUUGUUGACAACUAUUUUUGCAGUCUGGGGGAAAGCUGUAAUUAGCAGGUUAAGAUGGUUUAUUUAUGUUAUGUUCCCUGUUGGAUUGAGAGCAAGGGACCAAAGCAAGUUGCGAAUUAUUUUAAAUAGUGUUUGGCCAAUAAAUUCUGUUCAGAAGCCAAAAUGAACAAGCAUCACCAUUGUCCGGGGCUUGAUGGCAGUCAAAUCUGAAUACAGGCGUCUAUGUUAGAAGAUUUCUUGUUAUCCAGUGGUCUGGGUUAGGGUUAGCAGUCAGUGAAUAGAUGCCUUGAAGCAAUGAGUCAAAAGUAGCCUAUCAAGAACCAUACAUUUGUCUGAAUAAAAACAACUUACUGGCUGAUUUUACACUUCUACUACUACUAGCUGUACAGGAGUCCAAUUUUCCCUUUUGAUAUUUACUCAAUAAACUUUGUUUGCACAUCA